CCCCCGGGCCCUACGGGGCUGAGGUCGGGAGGCCCCGCCCCCCGCCCACGAGGAAGUGGCUGCGGCUCCGGCGCGGAGCCCAGAGCCGGUUCGGCGCGUCGACUGCCCAGAGUCCGCGGCCGGGGCGCGGGAGGAGCCAAGCCACCAUGGCCUACCACAGCUUCCUGGUGGAGCCCAUCAGCUGCCACGCCUGGAACAAGGACCGCAGCCAGAUCGCCAUCUGCCCCAACAACCACGAGGUGCACAUCUAUGAAAAGAGCGGUGCCAAAUGGACCAAGGUGCAUGAGCUCAAGGAGCACAACGGGCAGGUGACAGGCAUCGACUGGGCCCCCGAGAGUAACCGUAUUGUGACCUGCGGCACAGACCGCAACGCCUAUGUGUGGACGCUGAAGGGCCGCACGUGGAAGCCCACGCUGGUCAUCCUGCGGAUCAACCGGGCCGCCCGCUGCGUGCGCUGGGCCCCCAACGAGAACAAGUUUGCUGUGGGCAGCGGCUCCCGUGUCAUCUCCAUCUGUUAUUUCGAGCAGGAGAAUGACUGGUGGGUUUGCAAGCACAUCAAGAAGCCCAUCCGCUCCACCGUCCUCAGCCUGGACUGGCACCCCAACAACGUGCUGCUGGCUGCUGGCUCCUGUGACUUCAAGUGCCGGAUCUUUUCAGCCUACAUCAAGGAGGUGGAGGAACGGCCGGCACCCACCCCAUGGGGCUCCAAGAUGCCCUUUGGGGAGCUGAUGUUCGAAUCCAGCAGUAGCUGUGGCUGGGUACAUGGCGUCUGCUUCUCAGCCAGUGGGAGCCGCGUGGCCUGGGUGAGCCACGACAGCACCGUGUGCCUGGCUGACGCUGACAAGAAGAUGGCCGUCGCGACUCUGGCCUCUGAAACGCUACCACUGCUGGCACUGACCUUCAUCACAGACAACAGCCUGGUGGCAGCGGGCCACGACUGCUUCCCGGUGCUGUUCACCUAUGACGCCGCUGCGGGGAUGCUAAGCUUCGGCGGGCGGCUGGACGUUCCCAAGCAGAGCUCGCAGCGUGGCUUAACGGCCCGCGAGCGCUUCCAGAACCUCGACAAGAAGGCGAGCUCGGAGGGCGGCACGACUGCGGGCGCGGGCCUGGACUCGCUGCACAAGAACAGCGUCAGCCAGAUCUCGGUGCUCAGCGGGGGCAAGGCCAAGUGCUCGCAGUUCUGCACCACUGGCAUGGACGGCGGCAUGAGCAUCUGGGAUGUUAAGAGCUUGGAGUCAGCCUUGAAGGACCUCAAGAUCAAAUGACCUGUGAGGAAUAUGUUACCUUCAUCCUAGCUGCUGGGGAAGCAGGGAGAGGAGUAGGGGAGGCUAAUGGUUGCUUUGCUGAAUAUUUCUGGGGUACCAAUGUGAGUCCCCAUAGGGGCUGCUCCCUCAAAGAGGGGACAGAUGGGGAGCUUUUCUUACCUAUUCAAGAAAUAUGUGCCUUUUUCUUAAAGAAAUGCUUUCAUUUAUUGGAAAAAAAAAAAAAAGCCCCCAAAGCACUAUGCUGGUCAUGAACUGCUUCAAAAUGUGGAGGUAAUAAAAUGCAACUGUGUUAAAAAAAAAAAAAAAAAAAA
Molecule: messenger RNA, 1576 nt
Organism: Chlorocebus sabaeus (green monkey)
Lineage: Eukaryota; Metazoa; Chordata; Mammalia; Primates; Cercopithecidae
Gene: ARPC1B
Product: actin related protein 2/3 complex subunit 1B
Biological process (GO): Arp2/3 complex-mediated actin nucleation
Cellular component (GO): Arp2/3 protein complex; actin cytoskeleton
Molecular function (GO): actin filament binding
Source: RefSeq, a predicted model, not a curated record